Messenger RNA from Dracunculus medinensis (Guinea worm), 2664 nucleotides. The record is from the annotation of a GenBank genome assembly. Lineage: Eukaryota; Metazoa; Nematoda; Chromadorea; Rhabditida; Dracunculidae.
AUGUCGCUUUCAUCGCAAAUAAUUGCAACUCCAUCUCAAACCACUCAUCGUGAGAUUCGUCAAAUAUUAUCACGACACUGGAGGGCAAUAGAUCGAGCACGACUUCAUACGUUUCACUUAUGGCUUUUAUUAUUUUCUAUUACGCAAAUAGCGAUUUUCAACUAUAUAAUUCCAAAGGUUUUACUUCACUGGUCAAUUGCUUGCUUUAUUCUCGCAAUAUUUUUUAUUAUUUAUAUAAUAUUCAGCUCGAUAACUAUUCGAUAUGUGGAAGAGGUUAAUUUUAAAUCAUUUUUUUCUUACUACUUGAAUGAUGGUAGGAUACCAUCUUUAUCAGCCCUGUGUAGUGGGCUAUGUAUGACCACAAUAUUUCAAUUUUUUAUUCUUCCGCGCCAUCGACGUCUAUUUUUUAUCAUAUCUGUUGCUUGGAAUAUUUCUCAUAUUGUUCUUGUGGCGUUUUUUCUAUAUCAGGCCACAUUAUCAAUAAUAGGAUCUAUAGCUGACUCAAGUGAAGCUGGAAAUAGAGCUGAAAUCGCAAUGAAGCUAAGCGAAGCAGUGCAUCGAAGAACACAACUGGAAUCGCUUAAGGCUCGACAGGAUCAAUUACUCUUGUCUUUGAUACCUGCCUAUCUAACAGAUAAGGUUAGCAAAGCGAUUGUAGCUUCUUCAUCAGAUAAUGGCAAAAAUAGCAAAAACCAUAAACUUUUUCACGAUCUUCAUGUUCAAGUACACAAUAACGUCAGUAUUUUGUUCGCUGAUAUCGUAAACUUCACAGUGUUAGCUGCACAGUUAAAUGCGAAAGAGUUGGUGCGAACUUUAAAUGAACUUUAUUCCAAGUUUGACUGCGAUGCACAGAAACUGCAAUGUAUGCGAAUAAAAUUUCUUGGUGAUUGUUAUUACUGCGUUAGCGGAAUGCCUGUAAACAGGCCUAAUCAUGCAGAUAUGUGUGUGGUUAUGGGCCUAGAGAUGAUUAAAACCAUAAAGCAAGUUCGAGAUGCAACUGGAGUUGAUGUAAACAUGCGAAUAGGAGUUCAUACAGGUUCAGUACUUUGCGGAGUACUCGGACUUCGCAAAUGGCAAUUCGAUAUAUGGAGCGAUGACGUUACUCUGGCGAAUCAUAUGGAAUCAUCUGGAAUAGCAGGGGCUGUACACAUCACCAAAGCUACAAAAGAAUCACUCUUAGGUGAAUACAACAUUGUUGAAGCAUAUUCUAACGAUCCAACGCUUGUUGCGCUAGGCCUCCCUACUUAUCAUAUUCUGCCGGAUGAAAAAACUGCACCUCAAAGAACGGCAUCUAUUUACAAAAUCAUUGGAUAUGAUAAAAUGACAAAAUUUUCAAAAAACGGUUUUACUCGCUUAUCAAUGAAAUCAAAGGUAUCUAAAAUGGCGGAAGUUUGGGGUGCAGAAGCACCUUUUGUAGGAAUGCCGAAACGAAUUUCACCCCAAGCUGAAAGUGAAUCGCCUCAGGUAAAAGACCUUGCAAGAAGACCUCAGUAUUUGAAUACUGUGCAAAGUAUGACACUUAUUGAAAACAAUCUUGCGAAUUUUUCACUUAGAAAUUUUUUUUGUGUUGCAAAGAAACUAAAGAAUUUUUUCAGUUCAAAAUCAGUAAUAUGUGGUUUGUCCGACUGCAUAGUCCUCUUUUUUCUUCAUAUUUUGCUCAGAUGUAUUGUACAUCUUUCAACAGUUUUUGUACUCAAUCGAUUACCAUAUGCAUCUCGAUGUUUCUUUGUUGCGGCAGAUUUCACAGUUUUUAUUUUAAUUCUAUGCCUAUUUUCUUCAACUCAAAAUUCUCCUCAAACUACGGGCUAUACCUUGACCGUUAUUUGCGUUGAUAUGAUCUUCACUUUUUUACUGCUACUUUUUAUUGAUUGGAUUAUAAAUUAUGAGCGAAAGGUUGAAGCAGCAUGUAACGUUUCAUUCAAGAAUGAAGAACGUGAAGUAACAACAAUGCAGGAUAUCAAUAAAUUACUGAUCGAAAAUAUUUUACCAUCUAAUGUUGCUGUUAAAUUUCUUGACUCGAACCGAUUUGUAGAUGAUAUAUAUGCUCGAGGACAUGACAAUGUUUGCGUAAUGUUUGCAAGCAUCCCGAACUUUAAAGAUUUUUGGAGCGAAUGGGGUACAUCACGUAAGCUUGAAUGUCUUCGACUACUUAAUGAGAUUAUUUGCGAGUUUGACAAGUUAUUAUCGAAGCCAAAAUUUAGUUGUAUUGAAAAAAUCAAAACCGUAGCAAGCACUUAUAUGGCAGCAUCGGGUCUCAAUGAACAGGAAAAUUUCGAUGAUUACGCAUUUCGAAAUGCUUCAAUUAUGGUCGAAUUUGCAAUGGCAAUGAAUUCAAUCCUUGACCAACUCAAUCGAGAUUCAUUUCAGAAUUUUGAGCUGCGUAUAGGUAUGAGUUGUGGACCUCUUGUGGCUGGCGUAAUUGGUGCACAAAAGCCUCAAUAUGAUAUAUGGGGUAAUACGGUGAAUUUGGCCAGCAGAAUGGAUUCGUAUGGCGAACCACGUAAAAUACAUAUGACUAAUGAAAUGGCUAAAAUAUUACGAAAAGGAUGCUAUGUAAUGCAAAGCCGGGGUAUGAUGCGAGUUAAAGGUGUUCUUGAACCUAUUGAAACGUUUUUUCUUGAAUUGGAUUCGAAACGAAAUUCGGCCAUUAGUCUAAAUUCUUAA